GGAUCUGUUGUUAACCUCAACUCCGCCUCCUGACUUGCAUAUCAGCCCUACUUGGAGACCACGUUUCUUGCCAACCAGUGUCACCACUUGACCUGACUUGCAUCUUACUUGCAUGCAAGAGGUCGACCAUUUUGGGACCAUUUUGGGGCUGUCGAAAGACUUAAAUAACAACAUCACCCAAAUCGAUAUUCGCAAACCGGUUCCCCAAAUUUACCAGCGUUACCUCCCUUGGUGCAUCCACCCAGCGUCUCCCAAUUCUCACCCAGCGCAGCUGGGUAACGCUGCUUAUCACGAUGUCUACCAAACCGCCCACCAACUUGAAGAAACAACAGAUUACCUUGGCGCAAUUAUCGUCAUACGACGAUAUACUCACAGACGCAUUAGUUGAUCAUGCCUACUACUGGACCACAAUUCCAAAAAACCGCCCGUCUUAUCACCCGUCAAGGGGUGUGAAAGAGGAGGAAAUUGCGAAGAUUAUCCAGAAUCAUCUUAUUGUCGACCCGGAUAUCGAUACCGCAGAAUCUAAAUUGCUUGCGACAGACGGAUUGCGCAAAUUUUAUGACGCACUCAAAACUCCUAAGGAGAAGGAUGACUUCCGUGCUCAUCUUCGUCGCUAUAUGCAGAUCUAUCUUCCCGAUUGUCCCUACGAAGUUAGCUCGACGAACCGUUACACGAUUGUCACCCACGAGGCGGCCGUGACUGCGCGCAAGUAUAUUAGGAGGGGCCAGCCGAUUAAGUACCUCUCUGGUAUUCAGGUGCUGAUUACAGAGAAGGAGGAGAAGGAGCUUUCAAAGAGAAAGAAGGACUUCAGCAUCGUUGUUAGUGCGAGAAACAAGUGCGCAAGCUUGUUCAUGGGACCUGCGCGGUUCGCAAACCACGACUGCGGAGCAAAUGCGCGAUUGAUGACUACCGGUCAAGCGGGGAUUGAGAUCAUUGCGGCGCGCGACAUUGAAGUAGGAGAGGAAAUUACUGUCACAUAUUCCGAGAACUACUUUGGUGUGGAUAACUGCGAGUGUCUAUGUAAGACUUGCGAGGACAAUUUGGUGAACGGAUGGGCACCGGCCGACGGCACUGUGAUAGUGAAGAAGAGUAUCGAGGCGACAACUGUUGAGGGCUACUCUCUGCGCCAUAGGAGACGGGACGAUAGUUGCGCCUCUACCUCCCGAACUCCCUCAGUCACGCCUGACAUCCGACCUAGGAUUUUGAAGACGCGAUCUAAGACACUGAAAGCGGGCUCAGAGCGAGCGUCCACUCUUGGGUCUCCUGCUCCUCAGGGAAUCUUGCGCCAGAAGCGGAAGCGCGAAUUCGAAUCUCUCCAGUCGCCACCUGUCACUCCGGAUAAAAAACUGAAGACGCUCCAGUAUGAAAUUCAGGCCGUGCCUACACCGCCGAGCCUUUCCAGACGAAGUAGCGAUGAGGACUCGUUUAGCGCUCGUUCUUCAGGACGUGAAAGCGUCGACGUGGGUUUAACAGAUGUGACAACGCCUGAAGAAGACAUAAGGGAGCCCCUUCUGAGCUCACCAAUUCUGACUCCUGUGAAAUUACCAACAAGUCCUCUGAAACAAGAAGAUUUAGAGACACCCUCGCUUUCGGAGAUCACAUACACCCCGACAACUCCGGUUACUCAAGAUUCAAUCGCGGUUGCUCCAUUGCCUACUAUCGAAAGCACAGCCCAGACCGGUGAAGUGAUUUUGGUGACACCCCCGUCCAGUCAGGUCGAUGAACAGCCUUCAGAUGUAAUUACUAUUCCGCCCCUGGCCACAUCUGAGACUACUGUCGCCGCCGAUUCGACGCAAGCAACCGAGCCAGCCCUCGCGCCCGCUGAACCCAUCCCCAAUAACGAACUUACUCCUAAACGAGGUCGUCCUAGAGGUAGACCGCCAAAGGGCGAGCUCCCAGCAAUUAAUCAUGUGGUUGAGGAACAUACACCUCCAUCUCGUACUCGAACGCCCGGGGACUACACGCUUACCCCUCUCUUACUUUCUGAGCCUAACACUGCUUGGAUACACUGUACAAUCUGUAGCGAGCCAUUCGUGCAGCAGAAUGCGUACUUCACACGAAGCUCGUGCCCGCGAUGUGAGCGGCAUUCUAAGCUGUACGGUUACCUGUGGCCCAAGACUGAGAAAGAGGGCAAGCACGAUAAAGAGGAGCGCGUUCUAGAUCACCGUACCGUGCAUCGAUUCUUGACAGCCGAAGACGAAGCUAAGAUCCGCGGACGAAAGUUACCCUCCGCUACUAGCUCUUCAUCUCCUAAUAAGGAGACGCCGGUGAAAAGGGGAAGAGGUCGACCUCGAAAGAACCGCCGCGGCUCCAACACGGAAGAUGACUUUUACGAUGGAGAGGACGAUGAACAAAACGGCACUAGACGGAGUAUGAGAAGACGGCAACCCAGUCUGAAAGCCGCUAGCUAGCAUGCAAGAGGUAAGAAGACACAC
Molecule: messenger RNA, 2435 nt
Organism: Annulohypoxylon truncatum
Lineage: Eukaryota; Fungi; Ascomycota; Sordariomycetes; Xylariales; Hypoxylaceae
Exons: 2
Coding region: 294-2411 (705 amino acids)
Biological process (GO): regulation of DNA-templated transcription
Cellular component (GO): nucleus
Molecular function (GO): protein binding; histone H4K20 methyltransferase activity
Source: RefSeq, a predicted model, not a curated record